Loa loa (African eye worm) is the source of this 3429-nucleotide messenger RNA. Its product is annotated as GCC2 and GCC3 family protein. Lineage: Eukaryota; Metazoa; Nematoda; Chromadorea; Rhabditida; Onchocercidae. The record is from RefSeq and is a predicted model, not a curated record. The coding region runs from base 1 to 3429 and encodes 1142 amino acids. Gene Ontology annotation, molecular function: calcium ion binding. The transcript is spliced from 20 exons.
AUGACGGUAUAUUCAAAAGGGUUAUUAGCUACUGCAACAGUCGUACCUCCUCUGAUAUAUAAUUAUGAGCCGUUUUACAAUCUCACCGUUGACCACGAUAUCUUCAACGGUACAGUACAAUUUGUCAAAGAAAAGGAUGCGAUUAUAUGGACAGUGACUAAUCGGAUGCUACAGUUUAGGAAUUGUUCAACAUAUAUUUCUUAUAAAGAUUACUGGGCGCCUGCGCUCGAUUGUCCACCUCUGUACAUCGAUCAUUUGGCAAACACGACGUCGUUGAAAUUCAGGUCGCGUCUUCCAGAUAUUAGUUAUCGUGACUUUGGCUCACGUGUUUCACUGCAUUAUACUCCAUCAAAUGGCACUGUCACGGAAAUUGGUCAACCCCUACAAAUUACGGUUACUGCAAUUAAUGAAAGUAACAAUUCAGCACAGUGUGUGUUUUGGUAUAUCGGAGAAGUAGCUGACUGUCCAUUAUGGCCCAUAAAUGAAACAGAAUAUCAAUGUGAGGGUUCAAUGAAUCACCGAGUGUGCAAACGACGACAUAAAUGUCCCGGAAUACAAUUCCCUAACCAUGUGACGUCUUUACAUUGUGUGGCUGGUCAAGGAUGGAGUUAUAUGAGCCCUCAGUCCAUUGCUAAUUUCCCUUUAAACUUAUUUCGGACACCAAUUUGCUUACAAAGUUCUGCUGGAGAUGUUAACUUAUCUGUGAAUCUUGCCAUUAGCUCACAUCUGAAUGAAUCCUGUAAAGCUGCAUUGAUUGAUAAGGUGCACCAGCUGCCUAAAAUGCACGAAACUAAGGAAUGUCGUCAGUUAAAGUGGACAUUUAUUGGGUUAUUAGUUAUAGACAGUAAUAUAUUUAUCAACUAUACAGUGCGUCAUGAAAACAUAUCGAUGACGCUGAAGUGUGCUGCUCAGUUCGUUCGUCAAAUCAUCAAGGGAAAACUUGCAUUUAACGCAUUAAAGACUACCUGUAAAAAUAUUGAAUUCAAUGCUUUAUCUGCGAAUUACUCCACUGGCUGUUCCAAUGAUGAAUGCGCUCCUGGUUUUUAUGCUGCUGCAAAUGGCUGUUAUCCUUGUCCACUUCAUAGCUUCUCUGAAACUGUUAAUGCCAGGAAUUGUACAAGAUGUCCAACGAAUACGUUUACAGCAAAAACAGGAUCAUUUUCGUCUCAAUUAUGUCGAAAACAGUGCCCACCUGGUUUCUUCUCACCAACUGGCCUUGAACCAUGCCAGGCUUGCGCAGUUGGCUUUUAUCAGUCCCAUUAUGGUUUGCAAUAUUGCAACUAUUGUUCGUCACCUCACACAACUUCAAUAGUCGGUGCAGUUUCAGCCAGCGAGUGCGUACUGAAAUGCAAGCCCGGAUGGUUCAGCCGCACAGGUUUUGAACCAUGCAUAAAAUGUCCGACUGGUUUUUACCAAGAUAGAGCGGGACAAACAACAUGCAAUGCAUGCAACAUAGAUGCCAAUAAGCAAAUGUCGAUAAAUAAUCAUUGCAAAGACUUUUCGUGCAGGAAAUCAGGCUGCAAAAAUAAUGGCCAUUGUUCGAAGGAGCGAUGCAUUUGCCCGUUUUUUCAUAUUGGCCUCGACUGCAGUGUAGCUCUGAAUUUGUGCUUGGCUAAUUUUUGUUCUCGAGAUGAAGAAUGUCAUUUUGAUGGAGUGACAACUUCUUGCCUUCGUAAUAGCGAUCUGUCAUCAGAAGGCUCAGGAAUGAAGUGCUGGGAAAGCGUAUGGAAAUCAAAACACCAGAAGCAGUUGCUGGAUGAAGAAACCCAAGGAGUAGUGAAUGAGUCAUCGUCAUUGACAUCGAUGAUAUUUGCAAAUAUUUCAGCAAGACUAAAUAUAGAUUUAGGAUUAUUUACCAAACAGCUCCCAGUAAAGAGCCAAAACCCAAAAAUUAGAGAGGAAGAGAAUGAAGAGAUAGUAGUCUCCAUGGAGAACCAUGGCUCUAUAUCUGAUCGACCUCAAUCAUUAAUGCAGUUUAUUUCUGAUCAAUUAGUUUCGUCAGAAAUUACCACUAUACGAAGAUGGAAAAGUGAUGUAAAUGAUAAUAUUCAAUCUACUACAAUAGGAUCAAUUGCUUCAACUACAAUUGAUGCAACUUUCGCAGUUCCCAAAAUUCAUUGUUCUCAUAAACUUAAUUUUUGCAGAAAUGGUAGUUGCUCGACUACUAUCAACGGAAAUAUCAGUUGUAUCUGUCGAGAGGGCUAUAAAACUAAUGGCAGUGAUAACUGUGUAUUGUUACAAAGCUGUGAUUACGAACCAUGUGGGCAAGACUCAUGCAAAAAUAUUGGCAACGAUUAUUUCUGCCAGUGUUCAGUUGUGCAUAAUGCAUUUCAUAAACAACAAUGGUGUCCGAUCAAUAAAGAAUGUGAUCAGAAGAAUCGAUGCAAAAACAAUGGUAUCUCAGUAUGUGAUUACAAAACGCGGUGCAUAUGUCCGACACCUUAUUUUGGAGAAUUUUGCGCAGAAAAAGCUGACCCGUGUAAAAAUUUACCCUGCGGUCAUAGUACCUGUAUUCCACGAUUUGAUCACUUAUGGCCUUAUUAUUUCUGCAAAUGUGAUCCAGGUUACUAUGGAGAAAAGUGUACUGCACACGCAGCUUGCGUGGACAAAAAUAUUGAUUGUAGACAUGGUUAUUGUCGUGAAAAUGAUCAAACUGCGUACUGCGAAUGUUAUCCCGGCUUUACUGGAAACGAUUGUUCAGUGGAGAUCAAUCAGUGUGAUUCGUCACCAUGUGUGCAUGGUACUUGUAAGCCAAAAUUUCUGGGUUACACGUGCAUCUGUGAUGAAGGCUUUGAAGGAAACCAAUGUGAGAGGCUGAUAGAUCCAUGUGAUGAAAAACCGUGUAGUAUCAAUUCGGAAUGCCACGCUUUGAGCUAUGGGUACAAAGGCAAAUUUGUAUGCAACUGUGCAACCGGUUGGACAGGGAUGUAUUGCACUGAAUUGAUAGAUCUUUGCACUCAUUCUCAGUGUAUUUCUGGUUCCACCUGUGUCACUCGACCUGAACUUAAUGGAGAUGUCGGUUAUGUGUGCGUAUGUCCCUCGAAUAAAACUGGCACUUUCUGCAAUGAAUCAGUUGAUUACUGCAAACCAAUGAAUCCAUGCUUACACGAUGGCAUUUGUCAGCAGAAAGAUGAUGGCUACACAUGUCGCUGUAAACCAGGUUAUCAAGGGGAUCAUUGUCAACAUGAUCUGUGCUCACCGAAUCCAUGCCAAAAUAAUGGUAAUUGUACAAUAUUGUCGUUGACAACUUAUAAGUGUUCAUGUCCUCAGUAUUAUGAAGGUGUUAGUUGCACUGCGGUUACGGAUGUAUGCAUGCUAAAUAAUUUUGAAGAUUAUUGUUUGAAUGGUGGCAAAUGUAUUUCAAACAAUUCUGAGCCAACUUGUCGCUGUACAUGUCAGUAUGAGGGACACAGAUGUGAAAACAGUUAA